Molecule: messenger RNA, 2951 nt
Organism: Olea europaea var. sylvestris
Lineage: Eukaryota; Viridiplantae; Streptophyta; Magnoliopsida; Lamiales; Oleaceae
Product: putative RNA-binding protein Luc7-like 2
Exons: 12
Coding region: 132-1409 (425 amino acids)
Biological process (GO): mRNA splice site recognition
Cellular component (GO): U2-type prespliceosome; U1 snRNP
Molecular function (GO): mRNA binding
Source: RefSeq, a predicted model, not a curated record
UUUCAACAAAGUCAUAGGUGCCAAAUGAAAUUCAUUUUCUUUACAUUAAACUCAUCUUCGUAGACUACGAAACCAAACCCUAACACAAAGAGAGAGAGGAAAAAUCUCGACUGAAAGUGCCUCAAGCUGACAUGGAUGCGCUGAGGAAGCAGCUAGACGUGUUGAUGGGGGCCAAUCGAAACGGUGACGUAGAAGAGGUGACGCGAAAGUACUUCGAUCGUGACGUCUGCCGCCUGUACCUCUCUGGCCUCUGCCCUCACGACCUCUUCCAACUCACUAAAAUGGACAAGGGACCGUGCCAAAAGGUGCAUUCGUUGCAGCUGAGAAAAGAAUACCAGGAAGCAAAAGCAAAAGGUCUAGAUAAUUAUGAUAGGGACUUGGAGGAUAACAUAGAUAGACUUAUUGUUGAGUGUGACCGGAAAAUCGUUAGGGCUCUGAAGAGACUUGAUGAAGAGGAUGCUAAAGCUGCUAUUGCUAUCUCUGUGUCAGAAGUCACCCUAACACCUGAAAUUCUCGAGUUGUCAAAACAAAUUAAAGAGAAAUUGAAAGAAGUUGAUCAAUUUGACCUCGAAGGCAAGACGGACAUGAAGAUUCGUGCUUUGGAAGAGGUUGAAGAACUAAGAAUUAAAAGAGCGGACAUGCAGUCAAUACUUCUUUUGGAUGCUUUUAACAAAGAUCGUGCAUGUCUACCUCAGCCACUGACAAAUCCUCCACAGUUGGCACCUUUGCCAGCUGCUACUCCAGAUCCUCGCAUACAGGAAAUGAUUAACGAGAAGCUAAAGAAAGCUGAAGAUCUUGGUGAACAAGGAAUGAUAGAUGAAGCACAGAAAGCAUUGGAAGAGGCUGAAGCACUGAAGAAGUUGCCAGCACGCCAGGAACCUGUACUAGAUUCAUCAAAAUACACAGCUGCUGAUGUGCGCAUUACUGAUCAGAAACUUCGUGUAUGUGACAUUUGCGGAGCAUUCUUGAGUGUUUAUGACAGUGACCGUCGCUUAGCAGAUCAUUUUGGUGGGAAGCUUCACUUAGGCUAUAUGCAGAUUCGUGAGAAGUUAGCUGAGCUCAAGGAAGAGAGAGACAAGAAACAGAAAGCCUAUGAAGAAGAGAGGAGAUCAAGAGAGCGGGGAAGCCGGGAUCGGGACCGGGACCGUGACCGUGACCGGGAAUCUAGCAGGGAUCGUGAUAGUCGUGAUAGAGGACGAGACUAUGACCAUAAGAGCAGAGAUCGUGAUAGACAUUAUGACCGUGACCGUGACCGUGACCGUGACCGUGACCAUGACCGUGAUCGAGAUAAAGAUCGUGCUCGCAGCUAUGACUCUAGGAGUCGCCAUAGAUCUCGUUCACGGUCAAGAGAACGUUCCAGGGAUUACGAUCGCCACAGGUUCUCAUUUUUGACAGCUACAAUAUUUUAGUAAUUUCUUUUUGAGUUAUUAUGUCAUGUGGUAGCCCAAUGCACUAUUUAUGAUGGUAAUAGUAAUACACAUCUAGAUUCUAAAGUCCGACACAAUAUCUGAAGUUCAAAGUUUUUUUUGGAUCCGAAGUUCACAUCUAAUGAAGCAUUUCACUCAUUAAUAGUGUUUCAGGUCAACUUUAAUUUUUUGGAAGUGUUUAUAAUUGUUUUAAAUUAUUAAUAUUAGAUAUAUGCAGUGGAUAAUUGUGUAGUAGUGGUGGAGUCUAUGAAAUGUGUAGAUAAAAAGUAGGUUUGACCGAAAAGUGUUUAUAAUUUAAACACCCCCCAGACAAGGGCUUACUUUAGUAUGUUUAGAACUCUUAGAAGUACUAAAAGCGUGCUUUGGAAGUGUUUAAGAACGGUUCAAUUAUUAAUAGAUAGGAAUUAGGAGUAGAUAAAUUGGUAGUACUUGUGGGUCUCUCAAAAUUUGUAGAUAAGUGUUUAUAAACAGUGUAUAACUAUGAGCAAAACAUGGGCUUAGUAGUCUGCAGACAAAAUUUAUAUUUUGUUUAAGAAUGCCAAACAGUAUACUGUAUAUAUGGCUUCAUUACUUAAUAGACCACAGUUUUCUGUUCAUUUUUCAUUGUUUACUCCCUCCCUAUUUAUAUUUCUUUCUUGAUUAGAAAGAAAGAUCUUCUCUUCCUGUUCUUUUUGUGAACAAUGAUGUCAUUUCUAGUCUGGGUAAGUUUCUAAUACCCUAAAUGGUGGAGAAAGGUGCAUGAUUUUGACACUAUUCUGCCUGACAGUAAUGAUGUUAUCCCUUCAAUUCCUCAGAAACACCAAUGACGAUGUUUUAACGUCAACGUUGUAUAUAGUUCUUUGUUAAUGUUGCUGUCUCCUUUUCAAUUGUUUCUGACUUUGUUGUGGCAUCUAGAAAGUCCCACCAGAAAAAAUUUCCAUUGUCGCCUCAAAGCUCCUAAAUUAUUCUAUCAAAGUGAGGUACUGCACAAGUGAUGGUCUUAAUCCUGCUAGUCCAGCUUAUCAUCUAUCUACUGUAAUGGGGAAUCCAUUAAUCCUGAUAGUCCAGCCUAUCAUCUGCUACUCAUCCCAUUAGUUUAAUACCUUAUUUUGUUCACGACUAAUUUCUCUUUUGCUCAUUCAAUGCAAGAAGCCAUAUUCAUCAUUAGGGCUCUUAGCAAUCUAGUGGUAUCUCUCUCAAGAGUUUGCUCCAGCUCUCUCCUCUUACCGUAGUAACAAUUGUAAGUGGAAAAAGGAAUUAGUGUAUUUUGGUGAGCGCGCUAGCUUCAUGCAUAUGGAUAAUGUCCUCUUUUUCCAAACGUGAUGCUGGCUUUUGUUCAUUUCUUUGCAGGCGUCGUUACUAGCUGGAGAUUUAGAGGAGAAAUCUGAAUUUGUAUCUUAUGUUAAUCGACUAUUUAAAUAUUCUGGAGGACAAUGUUUUGUUUUCGAAUUUCCGAACUGCUCUACAUUAAUUGGGAAGAGAUGCUUUGUAUGCCAGUCUUGUGCUGAUUCCAACUCCACUUAUCUAUUUGUGCUUUCGACUUCA